Protobothrops mucrosquamatus (brown spotted pit viper) is the source of this 1445-nucleotide messenger RNA. RefSeq names its product protein kinase cAMP-dependent type I regulatory subunit alpha (gene PRKAR1A). Gene Ontology annotation, biological process: regulation of protein phosphorylation. The record is from RefSeq and is a predicted model, not a curated record. Gene Ontology annotation, cellular component: cAMP-dependent protein kinase complex. The transcript is spliced from 12 exons. Bases 180 to 1328 code for a protein of 382 amino acids. Lineage: Eukaryota; Metazoa; Chordata; Lepidosauria; Squamata; Viperidae. Gene Ontology annotation, molecular function: cAMP-dependent protein kinase regulator activity.
AGCGAUUGCCGAGAAAGAGAAGGAGGCCGCAAAUCGGGACGGGAGGAGGGGGCUGCCCAUCGCGGAGAGGCCCAGGCAGUGAGUCGCCGCUCGAACCCGGGGUGAUACUGGGAUUAACAGUCUCCUGCAAAUUCUGUGCAUACCUGUAGUUGCUGUUGACUUCAUCUCAAAUACCAGCAAUGGCAGCCUCUGGCAGUAGCAGCAGUGAAGAAGAACGUAGCCUCCGUGAAUGUGAGCACUAUGUCCAAAAACAUAACAUCCAGCAACUCCUGAAAGAUUGCAUUGUCCAGCUUUGCACAGUGCGACCUGAGAGACCUAUGGGCUUCCUCCGGGAAUACUUUGAAAGACUGGAAAAGGAAGAAACAAAGCAGUUUAUCAGUCAGCAGAAAGCCAGCUCUCGCACAGAUUCCCGUGAAGAUGAAAUUUCUCCUCCACCACCAAUGAACCCAGUGGUUAAAGGUCGCAGAAGGCGUGGUGCCAUUAGUGCAGAGGUUUACACUGAAGAGGAUGCUGCCUCUUAUGUUAGAAAGGUUAUUCCAAAAGAUUAUAAAACUAUGGCUGCCUUGGCGAAAGCUAUUGAGAAGAAUGUGCUCUUUGCCCAUCUUGAUGACAACGAAAGAAGUGAUAUAUUUGAUGCGAUGUUUCCAGUCACUUAUAUUGCUGGUGAGACUGUGAUACAGCAAGGUGACGAAGGGGAUAACUUCUAUGUUGUUGAUCAAGGAGAAAUGGAUGUUUAUGUGAACAGUGAAUGGGCCACCAGUGUUGGGGAGGGGGGCAGCUUUGGAGAACUUGCACUGAUCUAUGGGACACCCCGAGCAGCGACUGUCAAAGCAAAAACCAAUGUGAAACUGUGGGGUAUUGAUCGAGAUAGCUAUAGGAGAAUCCUUAUGGGCAGCACACUGAGGAAGAGAAAGAUGUAUGAAGAGUUUCUUAGUAAAGUGUCAAUACUUGAAUCCCUCGACAAAUGGGAACGUCUCACAGUGGCUGAUGCAUUAGAGCCAGUACAGUUUGAAGAUGGACAAAAAAUUGUGGUGCAGGGAGAACCCGGAGAUGAAUUUUUCAUUAUAUUAGAGGGUACAGCUGCAGUGUUGCAGCGCAGGUCAGAGCAUGAAGAAUUUGUUGAAGUGGGCAGACUUGCACCCUCUGAUUAUUUUGGUGAAAUAGCUCUACUAAUGAAUCGUCCUCGUGCUGCCACUGUUGUUGCUCGUGGCCCCUUAAAAUGUGUAAAGCUUGAUCGGCCCAGAUUUGAGCGUGUCUUGGGUCCGUGCUCCGAUAUCCUGAAACGGAACAUCCAGCAGUACAACAGCUUUGUCUCUCUCUCUGUCUGAAGUCUCCCUCCUUCUCAAAAUACAUGCUUCACAAAUGCAGACUGUUUUCAUUACUCUUGUGCAGAGCCACACGGCUACUGGCUAUUGCAGCUUCCUGUCUGUCUGAGAGUGGGGGUG